This is a messenger RNA of Salvia hispanica, 3452 nucleotides long. RefSeq names its product protein FAR1-RELATED SEQUENCE 5-like. Gene Ontology annotation, molecular function: zinc ion binding. Lineage: Eukaryota; Viridiplantae; Streptophyta; Magnoliopsida; Lamiales; Lamiaceae. Gene Ontology annotation, biological process: regulation of DNA-templated transcription. The record is from RefSeq and is a predicted model, not a curated record.
UCUACAGAUCGACCAAAAUCCAGCACCUACGCGUCUCAAAGAGACCGACCGAGGGAGAACCUGAAACCCUAGAACAGAUCUGCCGAAUUUCACUGCGGGAUGAAAUCGGCCGAAAAAGAAGAUUAACAAUGGAAUCUGAAAAACCACAAAGUGCAAAUCGAAAGAACAACAAACCCGGAAAAGAGAGAAUAAAAAAGUGAAGAACAUCACAAAAGGCUGACUGAAAAACGGAUUUUUGCACAGCCUUUGCAGUUUGAAGGAAGGGCCAUGGAUGUAAAUGAGGGAGAGGAAGUUCAGAAUCACGAGAAUGAUGUAGAUGUCAGAAUGUCAAAUAAUUUGGACUUGAAUGUGGAGCAUGAUUGUCGUAGCCCAAAAUCAUCCAAUGUCAAAGGAGUUCGUUCUCGUCGUUCUUUGAAACAUGAUGUACUAAAACUGGGCACUGAGUUUGAUUCUGAUGAGCAAGCAUAUAGAUUUUAUCAUAAGUAUGCUGAGUUGGUUGGGUUCAGUGUAAGAAAAGACUGGGUCAAUAGGAGCAAAGUCCAUGGACGGGUGAUGUCCAGAAAGUUUACCUGUUCCAGACAAGGUCACCGGAAGAAAGACAAGAGAGAUAUUAAUGUGAAGAAACAUCGCAAGGAAACAAGAACAGGUUGUUUGGCUUACAUGGUAGUAACUCGGCAAACUGAUGGAAAAUACAUUGUUACUCAGUUUGAAGCAGAGCACAAUCACGAUGAUGUGAAUCUGACUAAAGCUGAGAGGUUACUGGAAUCCCCAUCAGGUAAAGAGGACUAUACUGAGGUUCCUGAAACUGACUCAUCGAAGAACUCAGAGAUUCAAUCAAAGCUGUCAUUUCAGAUGUUAGGUAUACGGUUUUGCCCUCCAGAAAAUUUCGAUGACCUUCAGAUAGAAGAUGAUGUUUUCUUGAGCUCCAGGCGAACAAGAGAUAUGAAAGAAGGAGAUGCUGCACGCUUGAUGUAUUAUUUCCAGAGACAGCAUUUUGUAAACCCUUCAUUCUUUUACUCAUUACAACUCGACCUUGAUGAUAAGGUUAGCAAUAUAUUUUGGGCUGAUGACAAUAUGAUCACAGAGUAUGGUCAUUUUGGGGAUGUUGUAUGUCUGGAUACGUCAUGCACAAGAAACAAAAGUUUUCGUCCUCUUGUUCAGUUUGUUGGACUAAAUAAUCAUAGGCAAGUUGUAAUUUUUGGUGCUGCCUUCUUAUAUGAUGACAGUGUUGACUCCUUCAAGUGGCUUGUUCAAACUUUUGUGCAAGCGAUGUCUGGUAAGAAGCCUAAGUUCAUUCUGUCAGAUCAGGAUGCAACGGUUGUUCAAGCUAUUCAUGCAGUUUUACCAGAAACAAGCCACUGUAUCUGUGCCUGGCAGAUGUAUCUGAUUGCCCUUAAACAUCUUCGCCAUGUGGUUAAGGAAUAUGAUUCUUUUUUGAUUGAUCUUAGAAGUUGUAUCUUUGGUCAUUGGCAGGAGGAAGAUUUCAUCCAAGCAUGGGACUCUAUGUUGGAGAGACAUUGCUUGAGUAAUAAUGCAUGGUUGAGAUGGAUGUAUAGAGAGAAAGAGAAAUGGGCUGUAGCAUAUGAUAGAAAUACUUUCUUUGUUGAGAGACAUGGCACACAUCUGGUGGAGAUUUUGUCUGAUAAACUCAGAAGCUGCUUAGGGUCGGAUAUUGACGUUCUUCAGUUUUUCAAACAUUUCGAGAAUGUGGUCAAUGAACAAAGGUACAGAGAACUAGAAUCAACCCUUGACAUGGGAAGACAUGCUCCAGUUUUAAUGGCUAAUGCAAUCUUACUUAAGCAUCCUAGUGAGACUUAUACACCGAAGGCUUUUGAAGUAUUUCAGAGAGAAUAUGAGAAAUGUUUAAACGUCAUUAUUGAUAAGUGCGGUGAGCGUGAUACAAGAACCGAUUACAAAGCCAAAACAUAUGGAAAGUCCAGAGACUUCUUGGUCGCAUAUAAUUCUUUUGAUGGCACUGUUUCUUGCAACUGCAUGAAGUUUGAGCAUGUUGGGUUUUUGUGCAGCCAUGCUCUAAAAGUCCUUGAUCAUCAAAAUAUAAAGGUUGUUCCGCAUUAUUAUAUCUUAAAGAGAUGGGCAAAAGAUGCAAGGAUUUUGCCAAUUGGAGAAAGUCAUAUCUGUGUAGGUGAUGACAACAGAAAGAUUAUUGCCACUCGUUACAAAGACCUCUGUCGUAAUAUAAUGCAAAUAUCUGCCAGGGCUGCUGAAUCUGACCCAGCUUUUGAAUAUGCUUCAAGGCAACUUGAUGAAGUCACGCGAGGAAUCGAAAGAAUCCUGAAUUUUAAAACUUUUGAGGAAGCUAAAGGUCCUUGUGCUUCAGACAAUGGACUAGCUGGUGUUGGUCUUGAUAGAAAUGACUUUGAGAAUCAGGAUCUUGAUGUGAUGAAAGGAACCACUGAAGCAGAAAGUAUAGUACCUGAUAAAGAUCAACUGAAUCACUGUGGUGAACAAAUCCCUGGUGUGAGUGGCAGUAUAAAUAUUCGCCCUUCUCCACCUGAAACACUUGUAUCCGUAACUUGUGCUCCUCCCACAUAUAUUUCUCCUCCAAUUCCUGCGCCUUCACUGAGUCCACUUACACAGGGCUUAUAUACCAUUGAAUCCAGUCAUAUGGUGCAGAAUAUGUAUCAAGCAUCUAAUUUAACCAUUAACCAGCAAGUCAACCCUAACAUGUACGAACCUUCAAGUUUUUUCACUGGCCAACAUCAUUCUCCCAGUCAUUCUCAACUCCUUCAAGAGUCAUUGAUUCAUAGCCAGUUUCAGGAUCCUGUGUCAAAUGGUAAUCAAUUGAAGCAGGUCAUGGAUGACAGCCAGCACCUACAUCCAUCUUCAUUCAUGCAUUAUAAUCAUAGAUACAGAGCUACUGGUGUUUAGGAUAUAUAUUGGGAAGUAUGCCGUAGAAGGAUUCAGUGUAUUGUUAUGUACAUAGUUUAGUAUUCUGUACUGAUACUUGAGAUCGAGCCAGUCUUCCCCUAGUGAGGCAUGGGCCACGAAACGAGAUAUACUGCUAAGAGGAGUUUGAGAAGGAAAUGCGUUAUCAAGGAGCUUGCCUCUACUAACUGGAGUAGAUUGACUGAGCGGAUAUUGGGGAAGGCACCGGACCUCAAUGCUGAUUUAACUUAUGUGAUGGUGUUUUUCUCACUGUCCACGCAGUUGUACAAUUGAUGACUGGCGAUCAACAUGCGAUCUUUGCUGAAGUAGCAAGGGUUGUGGGCGCCGCUAAUUGCAAAAAGAGACAGACAAUGAAGGAGAAGUCUGGUAUCUGGCAUUGUAGCCAUGUAAUCUGAAAUCAGUAGCCAUGUAAUUCUGUUAUCUGAAAUCUGUAGCCAUGUAAUUCUGUUAUCCGAAAUCUGUAGCCAUGAUCCGAAUACACUCUGAAUAGAAUUUGUUCUCCGUUUUUGCCCGUGGAUGUAGCCAAUGUUGGUGAACCACGUAAA